AUGAGAAACGGAUUAGUGAGCAUCACCAUAUCAGCGAUUCUUCCAGAGCUCCGCCCGCCACCAUGCCCAACUCAAGAAAACUGCAAGGAAGCCUCACCCCUCCAAUUGUGGCCCCUUUACAUCUCUCUGCUCCUCUCAUCUCUAGGAACUGGUGGCAUUCGGCCAUGUGUCGUUACCUUCGCCGCCGACCAAUUUGACAUGAACAAAUCAAAAGUCGAGUCUCGAAGCUGGAAUUUUUUCAAUUGGUACUUUUUUUGCAUGGGAAUGGCCUCACUGCUUGCUCUAACUGUCGUCGUUUAUAUCCAAGACAAUGUGGGUUGGGGUUGGGGUUUAGGAAUUCCAACUAUUGCCAUGAUGGUAUCGAUUAUAAGUUUUCUUGUUGGCUCUCCUCUUUAUAGAAAAGUAAAACCAGGGGGUAGUCCACUGGUUAGAUUGGCUCAGGUAGUUGUUGCUGCUCUGAGGAAGAGGAAAGUAGUUGUACCUUCUGACCCUGGACUCCUGUACGAGAAUAGAGAGCUUGAUGCGGCCUUUUCAUCUAAUGGAAGGCUUUUACACUCAGAUCAAUUCAGGUAA
This is a messenger RNA of Ilex paraguariensis (yerba mate), 573 nucleotides long. The record is from the annotation of a GenBank genome assembly. NCBI's taxonomy places the organism in Eukaryota, Viridiplantae, Streptophyta, Magnoliopsida, Aquifoliales, Aquifoliaceae.